Messenger RNA from Oppiella nova, 984 nucleotides. Lineage: Eukaryota; Metazoa; Arthropoda; Arachnida; Sarcoptiformes; Oppiidae. The record is from the annotation of a GenBank genome assembly.
CAGGGACGUGUGAACCAAUUGGGCGGUGUAUUUAUCAAUGGCCGCCCCCUCCCGAAUCACAUCCGAUAUAAGAUCGUAGAGAUGGCUGCGGCGGGAGUGCGACCCUGUGUUAUAAGCCGUCAGUUACGGGUCUCUCACGGAUGUGUCUCUAAAAUACUCAACAGAUAUCAAGAGACUGGAAGUAUACGUCCCGGAGUUAUAGGAGGCAGUAAACCAAGAGUCGCCACUCCGGAGGUCGAGAAGAAGAUUGAGGAAUACAAGAGAGAGAAUCCAGGAAUUUUCAGCUGGGAAAUCAGGGACAGACUCGUUAAAGAAGGAAUCUGCGACAAGAAUACAGCGCCCAGUGUUAGCUCCAUAAGCCGUGUAUUACGUGGAAGUAAUAGAGGCACUGACUAUAGAAGUGGUAAUGAGAGUGACGUUUCCAUCAAUGAGUACUCCGUGCGUAAAGACCAUAGCAUUGAUGGCAUAUUAGGCGGACGAAGUGGUGAUGAAUCUGAUUGCGAUUCAGAGCCGGGAAUACCACUGAAGCGAAAGCAGAGGCGAUCGCGAACCACAUUCACAGCGGAACAGUUGGACGAACUCGAGAGGUCUUUCGAGAGGACACAAUACCCCGAUGUCUACACUCGCGAAGAAUUGGCACAAAAGACCAAAUUGACUGAAGCAAGAGUUCAGGUUUGGUUCAGUAAUCGAAGGGCGCGAUGGCGUAAACAAGUCGGGGGCUCACAAAUGAGUGCCGGUUUCAUGUCUACACCCCCUCCCAUGCCCUCAUCUUCAAGCUCUAGUAUUAACAUCGGAUCAUAUCCUCAGCCAAACAUUGCUUCCCAUUAUAUGGAUGGACCAGAAUUUGGUCACAACGGUAUGUCACUUGUUAUCAUUCAUUCAUUUAUUAAAGUCAUAUCAAAUACUAGUCGGGUUGGACUCGGAAUAGUCACCAAAACUUUGGGCCUUCAGUUCAGCCGUCAUUUAUAUCAUCCCAUCAAAUGA